AUGUUGCCCAUAAAACGCCAAAAGCAUGCGGAACAACGAAAGCAGCGCAACUUAAAAGCCUUGCAACCUGAAAGAGAAACGGCUCUAAUUCACAUAAUUCUGUUGAACAAGGCUUUUCGAGUGGUGGUGCUCCUCUUCCUCGCCGCAACAGUAAUUCCAGUUUUUGUGUAUCUUCUGGUGUUCUCGCGGGAAAUUGGACCGCUGGAAUAUGAUCGGAAUCAAGUGGGAACAUGUGGCCAUUUGAGCAGCUUGCAUGUACCUUGUGGCAUUUCGAAUAUCACUUCUCAGCAUUGUCUCGAGCGAGGUUGCUGCUACAGUCAAAGAGAUGAGUGCUACCACUCUUUGCCGUCAAGACACCAAUACUACAAUCCAUCUUACAUAACACCAAACUUAGCUAUGCAGCUUGAACCUCUGCGCUGGGUGACUCCACUCGGAGUUCCGGCACUUCCCCAUAUGCAGCUCGCCAUUGAAGCUAUAUCGGAUGCUAGAGCACGACUUCGUGUGUGGAAUCCGGGAGCAAGUCCCAUUCCCGUUGAUGCUGUGAAUGCUGAAUCACCCGAAGGUAAUUCCACGGAAUAUUCCUACCGUAUUUUCCAGCCAGUUGUUUAUGCGGAAUUCCGCCGGAAGAGCGAUGAUUCACUCCUGUUGACGACCUCACGUGGGCCGCUCAUCUCAGCACAGAAUUAUCUGGAGUGGAGCUUUUUUCUCGGCACCCACCAUCUCUUUGGUCUGGGUGAUUUGCACCUGCAGCCAGGCUUUAGAGUGGUCCUCCUGAAUAAUGAAACCACAAAUGCCGUCCCCUUUAUUCUCGCCCACAAUGCCACAACACAGACAUACCAUGGAAUCUACUUGAGUGCACCAUAUCCGGUUGAAGUGGAAAUAACAGAGAGCUAUUUAGUGAUUGUGAGAGCAAUUUUCAGCAUGUCGUUCCAUGUGGAAAUUCUGUGUGGUCCAACUAUUGGGCAUGUAAUGAGCCAGCUCUCUCAGGUGAUUGAACAUAUUCCAAUGCACUUACCUUCUUGGUUUUACGGUCUUCACAUUUGUGACACGAACGCCGAGAGAAACUUAACGGAGUCUUUGAGUGAGAUGCUGCACCUCCUUGAUGUUGCCCAGAUAGCGAGGCAACCUUUUGACACACAUUGCAUUAGAGAACACCUCUUGUGGUUGGACGACAACGACAAGGCUGUGGAGGAUGACAUAUCGAGUGGUGUGAAGAUGCUGCGGAAGAAUGGGAAGAAAUUCAUCGCUCCCGUGACUGCGCUCCUUGAGGUCAAUCGGAAGAGUGGGGCGUUCAGCAGAGCGCUGGACAGGGGAUUACUGAUGCGGCAUCCCACCAUCGACGAGCCCUAUAUUGGUCGCGUGGGAAAUUCAAGUGUAGCUUAUGUAGAUUGGCUGGGAGCCGAUGAAACUUCCUUGAGCGAGUGGCUCAAGGGUAUUUGGCCAACGAAUAUAUCCACAGAUGGAUAUCUGUUGCAAUCCAACUGGAUGCCUGACGAGAGUGAGGAGAGGAAAACUCCGAGGUCAUUUCCAUAUAUUUCUGAGGAUAUGAUUGAUGCCAGCAGAGGUACGACGCCGUGGCUCAUUCGUCAGGGUGACACGGCGGGUAAUGUCUCCAUUUUCUCACACAAUUGGGUCUCGUCGGCCCAAAUUUACGCACUACGGGACAUUUUGCCAAAUGACACGUUCAUCAUGAGUGAAAGUUCGCUGUUUGCAAAUGUGCCCAUCACUAGUCGCCAAACACCCUCCAGUUGGACUGAAUUGAGACAUCAGGUUCGUCGCACAAUGGGUCAAGGGAUUUCUGGAGUCCACUUUAGUUCGGCCAAUAUUUGCGGAGACGAUGAAACACUUUCUGAAGAAUUAUGCGUGCGGUGGUAUCAAUUUGCAUCGUUAUCACCCAUGUAUAGAGUGGCAUCGUCAAAGGCACCCAACAAGUUCAGCAGCUUUGCCGAGAGACUGAUAAAGGCAUCGACAUUGAGACGAUACUCACUCCUUUCAUACAUGCAGACGGUUGUGGCAAGUGGAAGACCUUUACUAACUCCCAUGUUUUACGAAUUCCCACAUCUAGUUAAUACAACAGUGAAUCUAACACAGCAAGUGCUUGUUGGUCCAUCGCUCCUCUUUGCUCCGGUCCUAUUACCGGGUGCUCUGCAUAUCAAUAUCUUUUGUCCGGCUGUGUACUACGAAAUCGAUGGUGGUCAAAAGCUGAUGGCCAACAAAUGGACCCAACUAUUUGUGGUGGAAGCAGAUGCGCCUCUGUUCAUCCGAUCGGGGCACAUUGUGCCCAUUCACAAAUCAAUGAAUGCUAUGUCAAUCACGGACGUGCAAACCAAUUCAAUUCAACUGCGUAUCGCUAUGGGUAUUGAGAAAAAUGGCAUAAUGACUGCGACAGGAGAAGUGAUUGUGGAGGAAGGACAGAGAGUCAUAUUUAAUGCCACUCUCAGGAUGCAAUGGUUUCAGUUUCAACUGACAUCUCACCCAAGUCUAUAUUGUUCCGGGAACUCGAGCAUCACCAUUGAGAGCGUGAAAAUUUACGGAACUGGAUUCUCAGAUAUUGGCAUUCAGACACUCUCCCGUGAUGUGAAUCAUGAUUUGUGCAAGGAUAAUUUGAAUUUCAUAACGACACUAACUCCAUCUGCCAAUCAAUAAAGCCGGGCCAUUGUCAGUGUCUUUAACACCUUGCAUUUUCAAUUUCCAGCUUUGACCUGGCGGAAAUGGCUCCCACGCACACUAUAUAUGAUCUAACGAACACAUAUAAGAGUCGAGUACGCUGAUUUGGGUGUGGGACUAUCACAAUCUCUUUUGUGAGGAGAGGAGAAUAAUAUAUCUUUCCGCAUUUUCACCUCCAACGCAAAAGUCUAGCGUGGAUGCGGAACUGACGAAGGUUGAAAAGGCGAAAACACAGUUUUAUAACGCUAUCACAAGAAGCUUCAA
This is a messenger RNA of Phlebotomus argentipes, 2931 nucleotides long. RefSeq names its product lysosomal alpha-glucosidase-like. Gene Ontology annotation, molecular function: alpha-glucosidase activity; carbohydrate binding. The transcript has 8 exons. Gene Ontology annotation, biological process: N-glycan processing; carbohydrate metabolic process. Bases 1 to 2646 code for a protein of 881 amino acids. The record is from RefSeq and is a predicted model, not a curated record. NCBI's taxonomy places the organism in Eukaryota, Metazoa, Arthropoda, Insecta, Diptera, Psychodidae.